UCUUAUCUUUCUAUUUAUUCUUUCAACAUUACUUUUUUAACUUACUAGUUACUUUCAAUCAGUAACCUCCUCCUAGACUGUAGUUUGUAAAACCUAUAUAUUAUGAUAUUUUCGGUUUAGCAAAGGUAAGCGACGGCGCCGAGCGAGAGAGUGCCCAACACACGGUUAUACUUGCUCUCCGUAUCAGUACAAAAUUCACUUAAAUGAAAAACACAUUAUUAAUAAGACAUUGGUAAUUUAUAAAAUUUGGGAAAAGUGGUAGCAACCCGGUAGUUUCUCCUUCUUUUUAUCUAAACUACAAAAUAUUGUUGUUCCAUUUUGCUUGCAAGAUUGGUUUUGAUCAAUAACAUUAACCAUAAAUAAACAGCUACAGAUAAUAAACAUUCAACAUAAUAUUUUAUAAACGUAUUCGACUUUAAAACAUGUCUGGGACCGACGAAAUUGAUGUCGUAACACCAAGUUUAUCCAGCAAUGCUCGAGGGUUGUUGCAAAGUCCAGGGGUGAAGAAAAAAAAAGUAAAAAGUAACAAAGAAAGUGCAGGUUCAAGCGACGAAGAACGUUGGUUAAAAGCAAUCGAAACUGGUAAAUUGAAUGAAGUAGACGAAGAGUUGAAAAACAUCACGAAAAAAGACCCCAAAAUGAUGACUGCUAGACAAAGAGCGAUGUUCGACAGAAAGAGCGAACAUAAUGAAUUCAUUGAAGAACUUGUCGCGUUACCUUCUGGGUACAGAGAAAAGGUAUUGACUCCUGAAAUGUUACAAAAAAAAGCCAUUAAAUCUCAGAAAAGAAAACAACAGGCAGAUGAAAAAAGAGAAAAUGACAAGAAGCGCACAAUGGAACGAUUGUUAAAAAAACACGAAAGCAAAACCAAAAAUAGUGCAAAAGGACGAAUGGCGAGGAAAGCUGUGAAUAAUAUUGUAUACGUUAGCAAAGAUGAUAAAGUUGACUUGUUGUUCCCAGAAGGAAUGGAUUUUCCUCUAAAAAGUUCAAAAUCCAAACAACCUCCAGUUCAGAAGUUAUGUGAAGUGAAAGGAUGCAAAAAUCGUAAAAAAUAUUCAUGCUCGCAGACUGGCAUCGCGUUGUGCAGUAUACGGUGUUACCAAUUGAAUCGAUUGAAUCUUUUAAAUGUUAAAUAAAUUUUUUUUUCAUCUUUACAUAAAUAUUUUGCUUGAAUCUUUUACAUUUUUAUGAUAUUUAUUGAGUUCACAUUAAUAAUUAAUAAACAAUGUCAUUAUGUAAAUCUUUAUAUAGAUAAUUGUAAUAUUUCCCAAUUUUUUUUUUAUGUAAUUUUUUAUCUGCUUACAUUAAUAUAAUGUUUAUGACAACUAGUGAAGUUUUAUUGUAAUGGAACUAGUCGUAAGUUUUAUGUUCAUUUCAAAAAGACUAAUGUGUACAUUAAAUGAUACCAAAUUCUUUUACUACUAUUGCUUCUAUUAAAAUUACUAUAAAUUAAGAAUAAUUUGUUAGUUACUUUAUUGAAAUGUCGAAACUUUAAUUUACUUAAAAAACUUGCUAAGCCUUUAUUUGAAUCAGAAUUUAUGUUAAACAUGACGUUAACACUUAUG
This is a messenger RNA of Adelges cooleyi (spruce gall adelgid), 1565 nucleotides long. Its product is annotated as INO80 complex subunit B. The record is from RefSeq and is a predicted model, not a curated record. NCBI's taxonomy places the organism in Eukaryota, Metazoa, Arthropoda, Insecta, Hemiptera, Adelgidae. Gene Ontology annotation, biological process: chromatin remodeling. Bases 423 to 1136 code for a protein of 237 amino acids. Gene Ontology annotation, cellular component: Ino80 complex. The transcript has 4 exons.